Felis catus (domestic cat) is the source of this 9612-nucleotide messenger RNA. RefSeq names its product casein kinase 1 gamma 1 (gene CSNK1G1). Gene Ontology annotation, molecular function: ATP binding; protein serine/threonine kinase activity. The record is from RefSeq and is a predicted model, not a curated record. The coding region runs from base 2322 to 3701 and encodes 459 amino acids. The transcript is spliced from 14 exons. NCBI's taxonomy places the organism in Eukaryota, Metazoa, Chordata, Mammalia, Carnivora, Felidae. Gene Ontology annotation, biological process: positive regulation of canonical Wnt signaling pathway; peptidyl-serine phosphorylation; signal transduction. Gene Ontology annotation, cellular component: plasma membrane; nucleus; cytoplasm.
GGUGGCUUAGUUGGUUAAGCGCCCAUCUCUUGAUUUCGGCUCAGGUCAUGAUCUCAAAAAUAAGUAAACAUUAAAAAAAAAACCAACUCUCUAACUAUAUUGCAUGCUCUUUGAAGUAGAAAUACUAUCUUAAAUUUUAUCUGCCAUUGCAGCUACAUAACAGGCACCAAAUAAAUGUUGGUCAAAUUGAAAAAUGGCUGGAUAUAUACAGACCGUUAGGACACUUCUCAGUGAGCUUUUCUACUCAAAGUAUGUGGCCAUUCCAAGGAUCUUUGCAGUUGUCCUUUAGGAAAUUUGCUUGUCAGGAAAUCUAAAAAUGACUAAACCCUUUUCAGUAUACAUCUCUUGGAUGAUCUCAAAAAGUUUGAGGAAAGAUUGGGAAGGUUUAUAUACCACAUACGAGAAUCAUGUAAGGAACAAAGUACAGUUAAUUUUAUCAGUGCUGCCAAAUUAGUAGUGAAAGAGUUACCGUGGAAAUGUUUUAAAAAUGCCAAGCAGUGCUUUACUCAAACCAAAUGAAUAUUCUUCCAGAGCUUGUUCCUAUUUUAAAGUAUAUUACUUUCUGCAGAUAUGAUUUGGUCUCUAAUAAGGAUAAAUAAUCACUGUAUAAAGAAAAAAACAGCUGAUAUCGUAGACAAACUUUAAUAUCGCCAGUCUUGGUAGAAACUGCUUCAAUGGCUUUAGAUAAGUGGAAGUAGAUUUUCAUGAAAGAACUGUAGAAUUUGUGGAAUGAUAGUUUUUCUCUUUUUAACAUCUUUCUUAUCUCUACUCAUUUCUGCCUAAGAUAGAAACUUUGAGUCGCUGGGAGGGGGAAAAAGUGAAUUUACUUCAGAAUUACCAUUUUAAGUAUGUGGAUUACUUAUUUGGAGAGCUAAAUUGGAUUUUGACAUUAUUGGGAUUGUGUUCAAGAUGGACUCAGGAAAAAAAAAAUCAGAUGCCAUCUGUUUCAGAUUCCUUAUUCCCUCACCCCUUCGUGUUUUAUGGCUUUGAAUUCAACAGAUUAUUUUUCAAAACUAAAAAUCCUCAGUAGAUUUAGGUUAUAUAAUUUCAGCUAUAUCAGUGAACAUAUAACUAAUAGAACUUGCAUGUUUAUAUUGAGUUACACAAAAAGAUCACAGACAAUGGUUAAAAGUAAUUUAAACUACCUGACUAUUAAGUAGCGUCUUGUAUCUUGGUCAUCAUUGACUUAAUAAACCAUUUUUGUCAGAAAUACUUGUUGGUUGAAGUUGCUUUAAAAAAACUGGGUAAUGGAGAUACAGAAUAAAUAUUUUUUAGUCCUUGAUGUUGCCACUUACAGAAGAGAAGUUUCUGCUGAGGAUUUUUUCAUUUUAGUGAUAAGUCUAUUUAAACUUAGGCUUUCAGCAGGGAGUUUGGCCUUACCAUAUACCAGCUGCUAUUGUUUUCAUCUAAAUGGCACCAUACACUUCAUAGGACACAUACUUGCCAUUUUUCAGUUUGGAUCUUAAUAAAUCCUGAGGGUAGGCUUUUGGGUUUACUGAGCUGGAAAAGACCAUAACUUGUUUAGGUUAUAGUACUUGGCACCUGGCAUGGACCAGAAAUACCCAAGCAUCUUUGAGAAACUAUAAAGUAGUACCAGUGUAGUAUCUUAGAAAUGGCCUGAAGAGAGACCAAUCUGGAUAGAAGAGAGCCAUGUUUUAUCUGCAGCAGGAAUAUUCUGGUAUUGUAGGAGCACUGAUGGACUGCCCCUGUAUCGUUUAGUCUGUUCCUCACCAGAAGCUCCAAGUGUGCAAUGUAGUUAUGGCAAGGGCUGGGGUGUCAGGGAUGGGAAUUGUUCUUCAAUAAUUGCUAACCCAUCACAAUGGAGGCAUAAACAUAUUGGGGAAAGGGAUAUUCUCUUGGAUUUUGCCUUGGCCAGAGAAGCUGAGUGAACAGGUAGCCAUUGCCUUUGCCAUCCAAGAGGACUUGGUACUACCAACACCUCUAGGUGCCGGGUAAGCCUGUCAAAACAACGUGGUUUGAUGGCUUCAUCAAAAUAACAGUUGACAGACUAAGCAAAGGCAACGAAAAGCAAAAAUAAACAAGUGGGAUUACAUCAAACUAAAAAGCUUCUGCACAGUAAAGGGAGCCAUCAAUAAAAGGAAAAGGUUACAAAAUACCCUCCUAUGCUUGAGAUCCACAGACUACGUGUCCUACGAGAACGAAUCAGUUGUUCAUCUCCUGGAAAUACAUUAGAAACAUAAAUAUGGUGCCAAAAGAUUUCCUUACCUUUCUCUGACUACAGUUUAUUUGGACAUACUUUUGUAUUGAAGAGAGGUACACAGACUGAGGCUGCUUGUGCAGAGACUCUGUCGUGUAGGAUCAUGGACCAUCCUAGUAGAGAGAAGGAUGAAAGACAACGGACAACUAAACCCAUGGCACAAAGGAGUGCACACUGUACCCGACCGUCUGGCUCCUCAACAUCCUCUGGAGUUCUUAUGGUGGGACCCAACUUCAGGGUUGGCAAGAAGAUAGGGUGUGGGAACUUCGGAGAGCUCAGAUUAGGUAAAAAUCUCUACACCAAUGAAUAUGUAGCUAUCAAACUGGAACCAAUAAAAUCACGUGCUCCACAGCUUCAUUUAGAAUACAGGUUUUAUAAACAGCUCGGCAGUGCAGGUGAAGGUCUUCCACAGGUGUAUUACUUUGGACCGUGUGGAAAAUACAACGCCAUGGUGCUGGAGCUCCUUGGCCCUAGCUUGGAGGACUUGUUUGACCUCUGUGACCGAACUUUUACUUUGAAGACUGUGUUAAUGAUAGCCAUCCAGUUGCUUUCUCGAAUGGAAUAUGUGCACUCAAAGAAUCUCAUUUACCGAGAUGUGAAGCCAGAGAAUUUCCUGAUUGGCCGACAAGGCAACAAGAAAGAGCAUGUUAUACACAUUAUAGACUUUGGACUGGCCAAGGAAUACAUUGACCCUGAAACCAAAAAACACAUACCUUAUAGGGAGCACAAAAGUUUAACUGGAACUGCAAGAUACAUGUCUAUCAACACGCAUCUUGGCAAAGAGCAAAGCCGGCGGGAUGAUUUGGAAGCCCUGGGCCAUAUGUUCAUGUAUUUCCUUCGAGGCAGCCUACCCUGGCAAGGACUCAAGGCUGAUACAUUAAAAGAGAGAUAUCAGAAAAUUGGUGACACCAAAAGGAAUACUCCCAUUGAAGCUCUCUGUGAAAACUUUCCAGAAGAGAUGGCAACGUACCUGCGCUACGUCAGGCGAUUAGACUUCUUUGAAAAACCUGACUAUGAGUAUUUACGGACCCUCUUCACAGACCUCUUUGAAAGGAAAGGCUACACCUUUGACUAUGCCUACGAUUGGGUCGGGAGACCUAUUCCUACUCCAGUAGGGUCAGUUCAUGUAGAUUCUGGUGCAUCUGCAAUAACUCGAGAAAGCCACACACACAGGGAUCGGCCGUCACAGCAACAGCCUCUGCGAAAUCAGACUGCAUCGUCAGAGCGCCGAGGAGAGUGGGAAAUCCAGCCCAGCCGGCAGACCAAUACCUCGUACCUGACGUCUCACUUGGCUGCAGACCGCCAUGGGGGAUCAGUGCAGGUGGUUAGCUCAACCAAUGGAGAGCUGAAUGUCGAUGACCCCACAGGAGCCCACUCCAAUGCACCAAUCACAGCUCACGCCGAGGUGGAGGUAGUCGAGGAAGCUAAGUGCUGCUGUUUCUUUAAGAGGAAAAGGAAGAAGACUGCCCAGCGCCACAAGUGACCAGUGCCUCCCAGGAGUCCUCAGGCCCUGGGGACUCUAACUCAAUUGCACCCGCAGCUCCUGCCAUUUUUCAUUGGAAGGGACUCCUCUAUGGGGGAGGGUGGAGGUUCAAACCAAAAAGAAGAAAACAGAUGCCCCCAGAAGGAGCCAGUGCAGGCAGCCAGGGCCCAGUGGGUCAGUGGCCAUCCCCGCCUGCCUACAGCUCUGAGCAGGUCCCAGAGCUGUGGCUCCUCCACUGCUUGCCCUCGGGGCUGCCUGGUUGACUCUCCUUCCUAUUGUUUACAGUGAAGGUGUCAUUCACAAAAACUCAAGGACUACUAUUCUCUUCCCUCCCGUAGUUUACUCCCGGUUCUUGCCCCACCCUCAACCCUCUCCAGCAUAAAAGCUAGUGAGUUAAAGGCUUUGUCUGCUGAAGGAGCUCAAGAGGCUGGGGGUGCGGUCAAGAAGGCAGGGGGAGAUGGUGGCAGGCCUGGCAGGAGAAGAACGUUCUCCACCUACCAGGUGUGCCUGGCAGUAUGGCUCCGUCCUCUGUGCCUCUGCAGCCUCCAUCCCCAGCUGGCCACGGGGUGCAGGUUCUUGCCACCCUCCCUCCUGUCAAGUUACACUGUCGGACACAAGCUGUGAGAAAUCUGCAGUCUACUGUCCCUGCGCGUUGGCAUUCUUCGCUCUCUUGACAAGCGAGCUCUGUUCUCCAGACGGUAGUAGGACAAUGCAAAUUGUUCUGAGCAAAGGAAAAAACUGACUUUAUUGCACUUUUAGGUUUUUUUUUUUUUUUAAACAAAAAACAUGGCAGAUGCAUAUUGUGUCUGGUUAUAUUGGGAGUUUUACUUUUUUCUGUUUUGAGGGGGAUGGGGCCAGCCAAGCCAUUCAGAGAGAACAAGGGUCCAGAGGACAUUCUCAAUGGAAAAAGUUGGGUCUGCAGCACCCAGAAGAGAAGAAGCCAAACUCUUGUCAUUCUGAGUAAACACUCAGGUUGGCAAAGAAACAUACUUGAAUUUUCAUUCAUCUUCUCAGCUGCUGAAGAAUGUCCCUACCAGAGCCUCUUGACCUCAUCAGCCUACAGUUUGGACCGCCUAGCUCUCCAGCACAUGGGAUGAGCCAGCCAAGCCAGACUGACCAGGAGAAGGAGAUGCUUGACAAAAAAAUUGGAAAUACCAGUUUCCUCCACUGCCAGGGACUUCCAACUAAAUAGCCAUGUGACUUUCUUAGUGACUUGGGGGACAAAAUUAGUGAUGAAAUGGCCACCGCCAUAUUGCCACUAGUGGACAAGAAGAGGAGGACUAAGUGAACCCGCCUUCCAACUGCCAGAAGAACCUCAGGAUUUGGCAUCAUAGGGCCAGGAAAUAAAAUCGUUGUGUACUGUCGGCCCCGAUAGCUGAGUGAUAGCAUUUGGGCUGGCCUGCCUUACCAGGCACCAGGCAACUGCAGAUCUCCCAGCAGGUCCACAGCAGCAUGCUUAGGACUGAGCACGUGGGGCUGUAUGAACAGGAAGAUAAGAUUGGCUGGUGCUGGAAAAUUCCAAGGGAAAGGAUACUGAAAUGAAAGGUCUGAAAUUAUCUUCUCAUUUGGAUAUAGACUCCUUCCAAAUAAGAUGGCCGUGUACCUAGAGCGUGUUUGCCCCCGUCCACUGUCUGCCUCCCCAUGUGGGUUAGCCACCUGAUCUACUACCAUGAAGAGUCUUGGUUCUUCGUUCACUGCUUGGAAAGUAAUGUAUGGAGUUAAUCUUACUGUGCUCAGUUUUCAUUUGAGUUCAGUGGCUUAUGUAAACAGUGACCUCUUUCCAGAUGUGAUAGAGGAGCAAGAACCACUUACAUCAGGGAACAAGGCCUUGUAUCUGGGAGUAGAGAGAGCUAACUCACCAAGGAGGACAGUGGCUGGUGACUUAGUCUGGUGGUUUUGGGAACUCCGAAAUCAUUGCCUCUGGCUUGAGAUGGAGGGCCGUGUUUUGGACCGGAGGAUGUGGGGAUACUUUCUGGUAGUUGGCAUUUCCUGACAAGUCCCUUGAUGUAUCUUACAUGGAGCAGAGAUAGCAACAGUGGCAUGGAUCAGAGUUACUGGGCUUUACCUGUUCCAUCGGGCCUUGGCUAGGAAAUACCAUUUUACUGGCUUCAAACCUGCUCAGCUCAUGUAAGGAUUGUAAUCUUUCAUUUCUUUAAAAGAAAUUUUCCUGUAUACAAAACAGAGUGGCUGGGAGACACAGUGUCACAUCCCUUUUCCACAAGGAUUUUGAAUAUUGAGGUUUGUUUCCUUGAUAAUACUUAGUGGUUAAGGCACCAUCACAGAAAUGUACAGUUUCUCAAUUGGCAUUUGGGCAACUCUAACUUCCUGUAUAGAAACUUUAACUUCCUUUUCCCUGUGUAGAAAAAAACCUUGCCUCUCAAGGGAUGGCAAGGGGAAGUAGUGACAAAGCCUCUAGCAUCCUGGCACUCCACACCCCACUAAGUGCCUCCCACCUCUGCUUCCACAAAAAAGCAAAGGCAUUGACCAGCUUGGCUCAGGGCAAGCCCCCCUGCAGCUGAGUUUGUGACUUUUUUUGGUCUUAAAUGUUUUAAAGGCUAGCUCUUGAAGGGUUAAACCUAAGCAGUUAUGGGGGGUCCUUCCUAAUGCACUGUUCUCAUUCUCUGCACCACCCCCCCCCAAAAUCUCUUACUAGGUAUCUGCUUUUCAUAACAAAGGUGAAGAGCCCCACGUCCCUCUGGCAUGUAGGGUAAUGGUGAUUCUUCCAAGGCCAUUAACACUCCAAGGUGGUCCCAGGCCUCUGAGAGAUUCUAUUGUGAUCUUCCUGAAAAUUAAAAAGUAAAUAAAAAGACUACCUAAGGAAUAAUUUGGCCAUCAGUUCCAUCCCCACCCCUCCCUCUUCAACCCUGUUGCUAUAGUUGCUUAGUUCUGUGUCUCAGCCGGGUCCCUGAGGUUGGGCACUCCCUCCUCCCACCACCCACCCAAAUCCACUCCCUAUAGUUUUGGAACUUUCUCCAUUUCACAGCAUGGUGCCUAAGGAUCUUUUUCUUUGGGAUUGAUGCAGUUGCUUCUGAGUUAGCAGUAAGUACUAGCAGCGUUCUCUCAAAAUAUUCUUAAUAGUAUGCCUUUAGGAGGACUUCUCCCAAGCCCUACGGUCCUUCAGGUAUAGCAUCCUGAGCAGAUUAAGGCACGCAGGCCAGGAAUCCACCAGGGCAUAAGCGGUCCUUCUCUUAUGACCAGAGGAUGACCUAUGUCUGUGCAAUCAAGCAGCUAAAGGUUGAUCACUUACACACACCUUGGCAUUUCCCAGUGGUCUCACUCUGGACUCUGCAAGGGUGGGCAGUGUGCCAGCAGCCAGUGUGCUUUCCUGACAGCCUUAGUGAACAUUCUGCUAUAUUGGGUCUGUCUAGAAGUAAACAGGGUCUAAGAAGGUACAAGUCAAGUGACUAGGCUAACCUCCAGUUAAAGCUCCAUUUCACUCUGGAACGCAGAGGCAACAGGGGACAGCAGAAUCCUGGGCUUUUUAGUAGAAAUGUUGAUUUGCCUGUUUUAUCUGCAUGAAUUCCAGGUACAAAGAAACCACCUCUGCCAUUAGCCAGAAGAGGGUCCAUCACCUCUAUAUCCCAGCUUAGUUAGUGCACUGGAAAUGGACACUGAUAGUGCAUAUUCAUUGUUGAUUCUCCGUGUUAGUAACCUCCUUUAAUGUCAGAAAUUUGCAGUGAUGGUAAAUGUAUGUCAGAUUGGUUACUAAAGAUCAUAGCCUUAACUUUUUUGUAUGCAAAAGAUAGAAUUAAUUGCCCCUGUCAGCAAGCAUGGCUGAUGUUUCUCAAAAAUAAGUACUUCCAUGACAGCAUAGAAAGCAUCUCAAAGGAACUUGAUCUUUUGAUGCAUCUCUCCCAAUUCCACAUGCCUCCUGUGUGUCCCAGUCACCUCCAUUUUCAUACUGAAACCAGUUUUCCAUUCCCAGUGAAUUGCCCUGACAGUGUCGUCUCCAGCGUCAGCCACAUUAGGGCUCGAAUUACUCAGAUUGGGAGCUCACAGCGCCAUACAGCCAACAUUGCCUUUGCCAGUCCACUGCCACUGUCCCCGCCAUUGCCCCAAUGUGGGCAGAUGAAUUCCAGCAACCCUUAGGGAGCCAGGAUAACCAGGCACCCCAUCUGGAUUGGCCAUAUAUAAGCACCAGGCACUUGUUUUGGGGGCUCUUGUUUUGGCAACUCCGGGCCUCCAGGAAAGCCCUGUCUAGAAAUUGAUGGCCAGUGAUUCCCAGUCUUCCCUAUGACGGGUUGGCAGGAAUCAAAAUGGGAUUCCUAUGGUUUUAUUGUUUUGGGGGUGGGGGGAGGGAGGCAGCGGAGGGGUGGCUUUGUUUCUGAAUAAAGAAGAGAAGAAACUAUGGCCCUUCUGAGGGUCUGCAGAGUUUGAGCAGUGUUUUAGCCACAAAUAAGAAAUCUUGGAAGUCUUUGAUCAAUUAAGCAGUCUUAAAAACAUGUUUUUCAUAACUCCUUUUGCAGGUGACUGAGUGCAAAAGAAUAGGUUUCUCCACUGUAUUCAAAAAUAGUAAGUAGGUUCCCUGGAUAUAGACUGUAGUAGUUGACAAAUUCCCUCAAAAAGCAACCAGGAAGUCCACUCCAGUAUUUGUAGAUCAGCUUACAAAGGAAAAAGUGAACAUGUACUCCAUAUAUUUCUAGUUUUGUUACCAAACUUGAUGUUAUAAAGAAACCUCAGUUCUGUGGACAGAAUUUCUUUUGUCGCUUUUCUUUUACUCCUCGCAAUCUUAUUUCCGGUGCCAUCACCACCUUCAGAGUCUCAGAGCAGAGGGUUAUCCUUGGUAAUAAAUGGGGGUGCAGUGCAGUCAUCCCAACAACACACACAGGAAAACAGCUGUUCUGACUGCCUCUUCCCUGCAAACCCCCUCUUUCAGGGCAGGUGAGACAUUUUCAGUGUUCCUCUUCAUGAGCUCCAGACCAAAUCCCAGGCCAGCCCUUGCACUGAAAGCUUUUGUAAGAGGUUUAUCAAUCUGUUAGGAAUGUCUCAGGAGAGAUGAGCCAUUUCUUUGGGGGAAAUCUAUUUACAGAUGGGUGUGUGGUUGCGCUUGUAUGCCUGUGUGUGUGUAUAUGUGCGUGCAUGCGCACGUGGUCUCAUCUGUGCAUUUCACUUCCAUAAAGACUCACAGGCCAGGCUGCUGGGACCAUGUGUUUAGGAAUAUCCUCGGAAGUAAACAAGUAACAAGUGAGCUUCUCAAACUAGUGUCACAGCAGGCUGGCUCUGGGAAUGAGCCCCAUUUAUCAAGCAGAAAAGUAAACAGCAGAAAAGAUAGAGAUGAAACCAAAAAUAUUAUAACCCCCCCCCAAUGGAAAAUAAUGUUGAUUCAUCAAUUCCCAUUGGAUAUAUUACAUGCUCUAAUUUAUUAUAUUAUUAUUUUGUCUGUUUCUUUAAUCUUUGCCCAUUGUACUUUUAAAAAGAUGUUGGGAUGUUGAUUGCAAUUUUUUAAGACUAGAUAAUGUAUAAAUCAGCUGUGGAAAUCAGUUUUAAAUGCUGUGUGGAUGUGUCUGAUUUAUUGUUAAAUGCCUUUUUUUUUUUUUAACUUUUUGUUUUAUUUUAGAUAUGUGUUGUUGUUUCAUAAACCCCAGCACUGGUCGCAAAGCUCAGCUGUGAAAAUGAAAUUUGUAGUAUUUUUUAACAUGAAUGUUUAUUUCAAGUGUAUUUGAAAUGGUUCCUCUGGGAGAGAGAUUUGUACAUCAUUAGGAAAAACUCCUCUGCAGAGGAAGUAAGCCGCCUUUGGAGAAAACGGAAAAUGGGUCUUGAUGUGUUAUCUCAGAGUAGCCCAUUUCCUAGGGCACCAUGGAAAAACACAAAUGUGAUCUUUAAGUAUACCUCUUCCCUAAUUUGGGGAGGAAAGGACUCAGUUUGCACCCUUUUUGUAUGUAAAAUAAAAUGUCUUACCUUUCUUGACUAA